AAACAAAUAUGAUUGCUCUUGUUGCUUUGUGUACAGGAUCUCCCUAAAAGCUGUACUGGGGGAAAGGGGGGCCAUGUGAAGAAUCACAGCACAUGCCAGAAUUUUCCUAGUAUGUGUCCAGGCCCAUGAAGUUAAGAUCUGAAGUUCAGAUGUUAAAAAUGUACAGGUGAGAGCAGUACUGCCUCCCAACAAAUGUAUUCCACGCAUACUCUAAGCAUCAGGGAAGGUGAUGUUCCCUUUUUUAUGGCCUUGGCAGCUGAAGAAGUUAGAUGAAGACAGUUUAACCAAACAACCUGAAGAAGUAUUUGAUGUCCUGGAGAAGCUUGGAGAAGGUUCUUACGGCAGCGUGUUCAAAGCCAUCCAUAAAGAAACGGGUCAAGUUGUUGCAAUUAAGCAAGUUCCUGUGGAAUCUGACCUGCAAGAGAUCAUAAAGGAAAUAUCCAUAAUGCAGCAAUGUGACAGUCCUCAUGUGGUGAAAUACUACGGCAGCUAUUUUAAGAACACAGACCUGUGGAUAGUCAUGGAGUACUGCGGCGCUGGAUCUGUGUCUGACAUCAUUCGAUUACGAAAUAAAACCCUCACAGAGGAGGAAAUUGCUACAAUAGUGCAAUCGACCCUGAAAGGACUGGAGUACCUGCAUUUUAUGAGGAAAAUACACAGGGACAUCAAAGCUGGAAAUAUAUUGCUAAAUACAGAGGGACAUGCUAAACUUGCUGAUUUUGGAGUGGCAGGACAGCUUACAGACACCAUGGCAAAGCGGAACACAGUCAUAGGGACCCCGUUUUGGAUGGCUCCAGAGGUGAUUCAGGAAAUUGGGUACAAUUGUGUGGCAGACAUCUGGUCCUUGGGAAUCACUGCAAUAGAAAUGGCUGAAGGAAAGCCACCCUAUGCAGAUAUUCAUCCCAUGAGGGCAAUUUUCAUGAUUCCUACCAAUCCACCUCCAACAUUCCGGAAACCAGAGCUCUGGUCAGACAAUUUCACAGACUUUGUGAAGCAGUGUCUCGUGAAGAGCCCGGAGCAGCGAGCCACUGCGACACAGCUGCUGCAGCAUCCAUUUGUUAAAAGUGCCAAAGGAGUAUCAAUUCUGCGGGACCUGAUUAAUGAAGCAAUGGACAUCAAGCUGAAACGCCAAGAGGCACAACAGCGUGAACUCGAUCAGGAGGAUGAAGAAAAUUCAGAGGAGGAUGAGACGGAUUCGGGUACCAUGGUGAGGGCGAGCGGGGAUGAAACUGGCACAAUCAGGGCUGUGAACACCAUGAGUGAUGGAGCCAACACCAUGAUAGAGCACGAUGGCACCCUGGAGUCCCAGCUGGGCACCAUGGUCAUCAACACCGAGGAGGAGGAGGAGGAGGGCACCAUGAAAAGGAGGGAUGAAACGAUGCAGCCAGCCAGACCAUCAUUCCUUGAAUACUUUGAACAGAAGGAGAAGGAGAAUCAGAUCAAUAGCUUUGGGAAGAAUGUUUCUGGCCAGACAAAAAAUUCAUCUGAUUGGAAAGUACCACAGGAUGGAGACUACGAAUUUCUGAAGACUUGGAGCGUGGAAGAGCUUCAGAAGAGGCUCUCUGCCCUGGACCCCAUGAUGGAGCAGGAGAUCGAGGAGAUUCACCAGAAGUACCAGUCCAAGCGGCAGCCGAUCCUCGACGCCAUCGAAGCCAAGAAGCGGCGGCAGCAGAACUUCUGAGCCAUGGGUAGAACGUUCUUCCAUCCUCAAACAAUCAGCCCCUUGCUUUUAUGACUACUGAACAGAUUGAUUUCUAUUGAAAUAUGCUAGCAAAAUAGAGGGCAAUACUUCUGCUCGUUUAUUUUUCCAUAGCACCUUUGUGAACUCAGGAAUGCCAUUUCGUGGAAAAUCCUGAUUGUAUGUUUUAAUGUUAGACAUAUAUUUAAAACAUUAUCCCAAAAGAGUUCUGUUACUGGUUUUGGGAGGAUUGUUUUUAAACCAGAGGAACCAGAUAGAAAUAGGCUAAUGAAAGUUGGCUCACUCUCUUUUCAACGGAACUUUCAGGAGUCCGUUUUGGUUUAAGUUAAUACAGAUUGUUGUCUGUAACAGCUGAUUCUUUUGUGGGUUUUUUUGUUCUUGUUUCCCUUCAUGAAUGCACAGACUCAAUUUCAAGCUGUUAACUGUUUCUGCUGUUAAGGUACUGAUAAGUUUUAGGUCACUGAAGAGAGCAGGUGAGAACAUGUACAAUCCGUUCCAGCCUUUCGAAAGAAACUUAAAUCUCAGUUUUUAAAAAGCCUGUAAUAAGCCCCAUGCCUUACACUGUGUGCUUUAAGCAAGUGUGAUUUCUUCAAGACCUCAGUUUUGUCCUCGUUUUGUGUACUUCAUGAAUUUAUACGAGUAGAUAAAGCAUGUUGUGCCUCCAUAAGAAAUUACAUUCUGUAAUUUAAAAUCCACGCCCACUUAAAACCAAAAGCCAGUCAGUGAUCUGCUACCCCUUUGUCUGUCUGUUUGGAAAUGUCCUUCCAGGAGACCCUGCUGAGAAUGGAGUGCUGGGAAAAAAAAACGGUGUUUGAAUGGGUGGAAGUUGUGUGAACCUCUCUCAGGAAUUAGGUACUUCAGCUGUGUCUAAGAAGACUUAAAAAUCUCCACAGCUUGUGAAAUAUUUUAUAGGCUUUAUUUCAAAUUUACAUCUUUGGAUGCUUGAAUAAAAACUUGAUUUCACAAUCCUUCACAUUUCUGCAAGGUUUAGCACAUCAGGAGAGUCAAACAAAGUAAAGACUGUUGAAUUAACAAAGAUGUGCAUUUAUGGUGGUGAAGCAAAGGCGGAGUUGAUCUGGAUGAGAAGACAAUUACCAAUGUCCUGCUGGAAGAGGUUCAGCCUCUUCCAGUUCCUCUGGAUGCUCUUGUGUUGUUUUUUUUAAUUUCCCUGCCAUCCCAGCCCAGCAUAGCUCAAUCAGCCGCAAUGCCCCAAGCACGUACAAUCGCAGUGAGGACGGUGCAAUCAGCUCACAUCAGUGGAGAGCAGCACAAAGCCGGUUUGCAGGGCAGAGACUGAGCGCUGCCUCUGCCCCCUGGGCUCUAACAGCACAGCUGUGUGGUUUUAGGUGUUCCUAGCAUAUGAUGGAAUGUUUGGGCAGAGCAAGUGUUUCUGCCAAUAUUCUUUUAUUUUGCUCUGAUAGAGGGAACGGUUUCCACGUCGUGCUUCUGAGCUAGGCCUUGGUACAUCACCUAGCUGAUUAAACAGCAGUGUCUCCUGAAUCAAGUGCUGCUACAGAGGUGAUGUGUUUGUUUCAUGUUUCUGUAGGCUCUUGGCUGCUGCUCACAGUUCUGCUCCACAGCUGUGAAAGGAACCAAGCCAUUCUUACCCUCCGCAGGGCUCGUCGCAUGGGUUUGUCUGUUUGGUGAUGCGGUGGGAUCGCAGCUGUCCCUAAGGAAAGGGGAGGCAGUGAGCAGGGUGUGCAGGGGGCUGCAGGAGGAGUACAUCCUGGGACAGCCAGCAGUGUGACAGCCUCAGGUCCUGGGGAGCAUCGGGGCUCGAUCCGUGCUCCUCUGAGCCUGUGCAAUAGGCUUUGCCCUAUGUGAUGAGCGAUUCCCACGAGCAUCCUUUGCAUCAAAGAAACUCCUCCAGAUUAGCAGGGAGCUCUCUGGCCAGUGUUGGACCUUGUGUAAGUCAUUUGGAUGGAUGUGGCCCAGCACCUCUGGCGUGACAAGCAGAUCUGUGCCGUGGUAAAUUGUGCACUGCUUGUGUGGCCUGGGUUAAGCCUGUUCUGCUGGAAGGAUUUUUUUCUUCUGCACUGUAUAGAUAACUCUGUAGAGAUCAGAGGGCAUUAGAAACCCCAGCUUUUAGGUGAAACACCACGGGGUGGUGUCUAUUUACAGAAUAUGCAACCUGUGACUGCUGUAACUGAAUGUAAGCACUCUUGAAAUACUCUGCUUUGCUGACGUGAUUGUCUUAAAAUGUAGCAAACGAACCAAAAUAACUAAAACUGGUCCAAUGGCUUAACUGUCUUGGAACCUUUCCUAAGUGCUUGCAGUGGGUGAGACUUUAUGAUGUUUCUUGCACUUGGAGCUGUAGUGCAGAGGAAUUAUUUUUCCCUUCACAGGUUUUCAGUUUGUUGGAGAAAAUACUUCCCUUUUUGGUCCCUUUGUAGAACGUCUGGGAGCAAAGUACCUGUUCAUUUCUCCAAAAUCCUCCAAGCUAUGAACAAGGCUGGUACCAUAAGGGAAGGAUGUUUUGACAAAGUUCUAAGCAAAAAACUUGCUUAAUUGUGAAGCUGCAUUCAUGUGCUCCUUGGGUCCAUCUGCACUGUGGAAAGGGUUCUGGACAAGCCAUUCUCCUUGCUUCUAAAACCCAGAGAUACUGAUGGUGUCAGUCAUGUGAGACUUACAAAUGUGAAGUUUGUAGCUUUAACUCUUUUUGUAACAAAGAAAUUAGCAACACUGGCAUAAACUGCUGACUUGAAAUGCUGUUUUGUAAGAUCUGGCUGUUUGUAUAUAAUAGUGUUGGGUCUUUAGUUUGUAUAUGUAUGAAACAGUAACUUUUAUUGCAUUCCUCUCAGUUUGAUACAGGAGAUUUUGUUUGAUCUUUCUGAAAUAUCUUGCCUUAUUUGUUCAAAGGGGCAAAUAAACUGUCCCUCCCUGAAA
This is a messenger RNA of Hirundo rustica (Barn swallow), 4585 nucleotides long. RefSeq names its product serine/threonine kinase 4 (gene STK4). The record is from RefSeq and is a predicted model, not a curated record. Gene Ontology annotation, biological process: regulation of MAPK cascade; protein tetramerization; intracellular signal transduction. NCBI's taxonomy places the organism in Eukaryota, Metazoa, Chordata, Aves, Passeriformes, Hirundinidae. The coding region runs from base 230 to 1681 and encodes 483 amino acids. Gene Ontology annotation, molecular function: ATP binding; protein serine/threonine kinase activity. The transcript is spliced from 12 exons. Gene Ontology annotation, cellular component: cytoplasm.